Molecule: messenger RNA, 1569 nt
Organism: Magallana angulata
Lineage: Eukaryota; Metazoa; Mollusca; Bivalvia; Ostreida; Ostreidae
Product: flavin-containing monooxygenase 2-like
Exons: 6
Coding region: 177-1466 (429 amino acids)
Molecular function (GO): NADP binding; N,N-dimethylaniline monooxygenase activity; flavin adenine dinucleotide binding
Source: RefSeq, a predicted model, not a curated record
AAUCAUAAUCCCUAGACUAGCCUGAUCCCCUCCGUGAACCCCUGGAGAGUAUCCAGACAACGGUUAAUAUAAAGAACUCCUCACCUCCAUGCAUUGCCUAAGUCAAAGUGACCCUCGUCGACAAAGUUCUGUCGGAGAAUAAUUGUACGCUCAUCAGAUCACACUUAGGAGAAAACAUGGCUUCAGAGAAGAAGAGAAUAGCAGUGAUCGGGGCGGGGCCAGCCGGCCUAUGUACGCUCAAGCACCUGUCACAAAGCUCAGAGGACUAUGAAAUCGUUGCAUUCGAGCGAAACUUUUGGCCUGGGGGAUUAUGGGUCUACACUGAUAUGACCGGAAGUGACGAAUACGGAGUACCUAUCCACUCCGCAAUGUACAAGAAACUCAAGACCAAUUUGCCAAAAGAACUACAAGAAUUUCCGGGGUUUCAGUACCCGAAGGAAUGGAAAUCUUAUAUCUCCAGAAAACAAUGCCUCCAGUACCUGAACGAAUUCACCGACCAUUAUGACCUUCGUAAAUAUAUCAAGACCAAUAUGCUUGUACGAGAGGUCAGUCCCGUCAACACGACUGACCAAGUCCGCUGGAACAUCAUAUACUCUGAUAUACGUAAACUGGGGGAGACCACCCAGGAGGUGUUCGAUGCUGUGUUUGUCUGUAAUGGGCACGAUUCCAAACCGAACAUUCCCGACAUUGCUGAUAUGGACAAAUUCUGCGGGAAAAUUCUACACAGCAGAGACUAUCGUCACGUGGAGUCUUUCGCCAAUCAAAGAGUAGCCGUGCUCGGGAUGCAUUACUCGGGAGAAGACAUCGCAAUUCAAGUUUCGACCCAAGCAAAAAGAGUUUACGCAUGUCACAGAAGGAAGACCAUGUCGCCCUCAUUCCCAGAUGACAUCAUACAGAAACCGUCAAUCGUGCGCAUGACCGAAACAACAGCCGUUUUUACCGAUGGAACGGAAGCGGAAGUGGAUUCUGUCAUAUUCUGCACCGGAUACAAAUACAGCUUCCCGUUCCUUCAGGAAGGCCUGAUCAGUACGGAGAAUGAGAGGGUGACACCGCUCUACAAGCACAUGGUCCACAUAGAUUACCCCAACCUAAUCUUUGUCGGGAUCCCGAAGCAGUGGAAUCACUUUCCGCAAAUACACAAUCAGUCCAAAGUCGCGGUCGCUGCUCUAGAGGGAAGGGCGCCACUUCCGUCGAAGGAGGAAAUGAAACGCGAGAGUGAUCAAGAAUAUCAGGAUCUGUUGGAUGCAGGGAAGCCCAAAACUUACUACCACUUCUUUGGGGACGAGGAUCGUCAGUGGCGCUUCAACAAGGAGCUGGCUGAGUGGGCGGGCAUUGAGCCCCUCCCCCCAGUGAUGGAGAAGCUAAAUGACUAUGUGAUGCUGGAGAGAUUCAACAAUCUCCUGGGCUUCAACUCCAUAGACUACCAAGUCACUGGGCCCGAUUCAUUCAAAGUUUUAAACAAGUGAUGCCUAGCACCCAUUUUAAAGAACAUUCUCCCGUUUCAUUGUUUUGUUGUUGAUACCUUGUGGAUAUGAAUCUCGUUCAAUAAAUAUCAGUUGUAGUUGUUAA